AUGAAACAAGACUGCAGUUUGAUCAAGGUUCAACCAAAAUCUCUUCAACUGAAGACAGUUAAAGCAAGGAAAGGACCCUUCUCCUUUCUGCCUUCUAAGUUGGUCCAGCAGCUUCAGGAGUUUUGUUACUUCCCUCAAAAUAAUCUAAGUGGACAAAGUAAAGAACCUUCCUACAGCCCAAAUGUCAUCAACCACUAUUUCUGUGAUAUUGCUCCAUUCUUAGCCGUAGCCUGUGCUGAUCUCCAUUCCAGUAGUUGUCUCCUUUUCAUCUUGGUUGGCACCGUAGGAGUGUCUAGUGGCCUGGCCAUCCUGUUCUCCUACGUUUACAUCCUCAUUGCCAUCUCGAGGAUUCUCCCUGCCACUAGGAGACAGAAAGCCUUCUCGACCUGUUCUUCCCACCUGACCACUGUCACCAUCUUGUGA
Tachyglossus aculeatus (Australian echidna) is the source of this 423-nucleotide messenger RNA. Its product is annotated as olfactory receptor 1002-like. Lineage: Eukaryota; Metazoa; Chordata; Mammalia; Monotremata; Tachyglossidae. Gene Ontology annotation, molecular function: olfactory receptor activity; odorant binding. Gene Ontology annotation, biological process: G protein-coupled receptor signaling pathway; sensory perception of smell. Bases 1 to 423 code for a protein of 140 amino acids. The transcript has 3 exons. The record is from RefSeq and is a predicted model, not a curated record. Gene Ontology annotation, cellular component: membrane.